Cucumis sativus (cucumber) is the source of this 2080-nucleotide messenger RNA. RefSeq lists its product as uncharacterized. The transcript is spliced from 16 exons. The coding region runs from base 458 to 1690 and encodes 410 amino acids. The record is from RefSeq and is a predicted model, not a curated record. NCBI's taxonomy places the organism in Eukaryota, Viridiplantae, Streptophyta, Magnoliopsida, Cucurbitales, Cucurbitaceae.
GUAAAUUGGUCGGGUUGGAGAGCAAAAGUCGAAAGGAAAGCCACUGUAUCAUUUGUGAUGUCUUUUUGGUAAUCCAACGACAUGCAAAGAAGCUAAAUGGGAAAGUGUCUUCUUCCCUUAAAACGUGGCGCAUCCUACUCUUUCGUUCUUCUUUUCUCUCCGUUUCUUCUUUCACCCCUUUUUCUCUUCCUCUGUUUUUCUCCGUCGUUUUCCUUUUUCUCUUCUUUUUGCUCAUCAAUCACUUUCUUUCCUCAUGUUUUCUGUGAUUCUUCACAGUUUUUGAUCCAUUCCGGUGUUCCUCUUUUCUGGGUUUAGCCAAAGAUCUCUCUCUCUCUCUCUCUUUUUUUUUUUUCUUUUUUAUUUGCCGUUUCAGCUGAAGUUCUACACCUCUCUGUAGCUGGGCAAUCUUUGAGUUAUAGCCGUCUUUAUGAGCCCAAGAUAGGAGGUAUUGCUGCCUAUGAAGCCACUUAAAUCAUGGGACAUUCUGCUCAGAAAAAGGAAUCUAUUUUCUGAUGCGGGAAAAUACGGCUUCAAAAUGAAGCAGCUUCCAUUUAUGGGUGUUAUUUGUUCUGUAAUGCUGUUUAUUAUAUACAGAACUACAAAUUACCAAUAUCUUCAGACUAAGAUUGAAACAGCCUUGCAACCCUUCGACACCGCAAAGGACUACCCAGAGGAGUCUCAAAACCUGAAUGGUUUGCCACGAGGCAUAGUAGAAGCUAGAUCAGAUUUGGAGUUGAGACCUCUUUGGGGAACUAGUAGUUCAAGGUUAAAGGGUCAUGAUUACAGCAACCGGAAUUUGCUUGCAAUUCCAGUUGGCAUCAAACAAAAGGAAAAUGUUAAUUCUAUUGUACAGAAAUUUAUUCCAGAGAACUUCACUAUUAUUCUCUUUCAUUAUGAUGGCAACGUGGAUGGAUGGUGGGAUCUUGACUGGUGUAAUGAUGCCAUACACAUAGCAGUCCGAAACCAAACAAAGUGGUGGUAUGCAAAGCGCUUUUUGCAACCAGCAGUCGUGUCCAUUUAUGAUUACAUAUUUCUUUGGGAUGAAGAUUUGGGGGUUGAACAUUUUAGCCCAAGAAGAUACCUGGAAAUUGUGAAGUCUGAAGGACUAGAAAUAUCUCAGCCUGCUUUGGACCCAAAUUCGACUGAUAUUCAUCAUAGAAUUACCGUCCGUGCGCGAACAAAGAAGAUACAUAGAAGAGUUUAUGAUCUUAGAGGCAAUGUGAAAUGUUCUGAUGAAAGUGAGGAGCCACCUUGCACUGGGUUUGUGGAAGGUAUGGCCCCUGUAUUCUCGAAAUCCGCUUGGCAUUGUACUUGGCAUCUUAUACAGAAUGAUCUUGUCCAUGGAUGGGGAAUGGAUAUGAAACUUGGGUACUGUGCACAGGGUGAUCGGACCAAGAAUGUUGGAGUUAUUGACAGUCAAUAUAUUGUUCACAAGGGUAUACAGACUUUGGGUGGAGGUGGAACAAAGUCUAAGCCUUCAAAAGCUGCUGGGUAUGCAAAGAAACAGAACCCGAUACCCAGUGAUGUUCGAACAGAGAUAAGGAGGCAAUCGACAUGGGAACUUCAAAUCUUCAAAGAGCGAUGGAACAAAGCGGUAGCAGAGGACCAGAGUUGGGUUGAUCCAUUCAAAACAAAUUCAUUAAAAAGUGAUGAAAGACGGAGGAAACGAAGAAGAAGCCGUCACCAUUAAAUAUUCAACAAGCAAGCAUCCUGGCUGAGCUUGAACUAGAUGGGGGUGGUUCUUCCUCUCAACACAUAUAUUAUCAUUGCCAUACCACUCCAUCCUAAUCUUUUUUUUUCAAUAUUUGAGUAAUCAAUUUUGUCUCCACAGAUGGGUUUUCUUUUGUAUGUAGCAGUGUAGCUUCCUCCCCCAGAGCAGAAGGAAGAAAGAAAUGAUAAAAAAUGAAGAAAUUGAAAAAGAAAGAUAAAAAAUGUAACUAUUGGUAUAGUUGUACUGGUCCCUAAUACACUUGUGAGAGAAUAUGAUUAAAUCCUUGGGCAUAGUAAGCAAGUCUGGCCAACUGGCCUGAUUUUUACAUAAUAUAUACGAUGAUAUGGCUUCUUUCUCAUUUGUAACUUC